Seminavis robusta is the source of this 2697-nucleotide messenger RNA. The record is from the annotation of a GenBank genome assembly. NCBI's taxonomy places the organism in Eukaryota, Bacillariophyta, Bacillariophyceae, Naviculales, Naviculaceae.
GUCAGCGACCGUUGCAUCCAAGGCUCCAAGCCUCCAUGCCAAUGAGAAUUCCACCAGCAUUCAAAAAGACGAUAGCACCAUGACAAUGAACCAUCACCACCAACCAAGGCCCAAAUUGGGCAAUCUCUCACGAAGACGCUUGGCUCAGGGUUAUUCGUUUGGUGAUUUGCUGGUGGAUCUACCCUUGGGCAAAGACAUUAAUACCUCCAGCUUUGCUGUGGAUCUUUCCACCAUCCAGUCUCAGUGCUUUCACAGAAUCUAUCGAUUCUGGUUGACCAAAUAUAUCCAGAUUCGGAACAUAUCCAGACGAAAAUGGCUGAUCCUCUUUGUCGUCCUUGUCAAUUUUAGUAUCUUGGUCGUGGUGGAUCGCAUGACCACCCGAACGCAAUCCACAUCGAAAUGGGCUCGAAUGAUGUACGAAGAUUCAGGAGCAAAGAGUGCGUCUCUUCGAGGAUCUGCUGGCAACCGACAACCCUCUUCAGGAACUAUCAGCGACCUUCAUAUUGCCUUUGUGGGAGAUAGCGUCACCAGGUACAUGUACCUCGACUUGGUCUACUUUUUGCGACACAAUAAAUGGGUACAAGACAACGACAGCCCCAACAUUCUAAAUGCCAAACAAUUCCCUAGUUGGAAUGAUCAUUACAAUGCAUCGACUCUGGCACUGGCUCCCAAUGAAGAAUGCGAUUGCUUUCGGCUCAACCCCAAAAACUCGUCACACAUUGACAAGGAAGAGACGAUUGAAAAUCGGUACUAUGCCGACCCAGAACGCAACAAUUAUGCCACCUUUAUUGAAGUCUUUGGUGGAUAUCAAGCACAUGGACAUUUGUUGCCGGAAGAGGCAUAUGUACAACAUCGACAUGCCAUGGACUUUGAUCGACUCCAAACAGAUCCAUUUGUGUGGCGUCAUGAUUGGCCCGGGUUGAUUCGCAACUACCUCAAUGAAAUGAACCCCAAACCGGACUAUCUAGUGUUCAAUGAGGGGCUCUGGAUUGAACAUGAAUUGGGAGACGAAGACGUGCGACAAUCCAUCAAGGAUGCUCUAGACGACUCUGGCAUUAUUGGAAUCUACAAAACGACAACCUUGCCCAACAUUAAUAGUGGCCUUGCCAAACGAUCCGCUGGCGUGGUCUUUAAUCGACACGAUGAUGCCAUGUGCGAGCUGAUUGGAAACUAUCUAGACUUUUCCUGGACCAAAGACUUGGGGGAUGAACAUUAUUGGGAUGGAGUUCAUUUCAAACCACAUGUCAAUAGAGGCAUGAACAUGGAACUAUUGGAUAUGCUGCAGAAACUCAAGCAAGGACCCGUUGUUACGCCAGCUCCACUAAAGGCUACUCAAUAAUAUGGAUGGCAAAACAACAACAAGAAAGCCGAGAUCUUUACAAAGCUUUUUACGCCCCUCUUGGGGCUGGACUCGACUAGCACAAGAACAAUCCACAUGUACACCGAUGGAUCACCAAGAUUGUACACAUCGCAAUCAUUGACAGACCGGACUCCUUGGUACCGUAUCUAUUAUCUACCCUUUAGUAUUCACCAGAUGUGCCGUGUUUAUCGGCCUUGCAAACAGCUUGUAGCAAUCGGUCGCUUUGAUUAUCUACUGGACCUGGCGAAGGUGUCAUUAAUAUAGCGUGCAACCAUGUUACUGAAGAUAUUAAGAAUCCAUGCAAAAUCAUGCAUUCUUUGGGCAUGGUCAAUGAUCCCAGUGGAAAAGACAGACAAUAGGGUGUCAGUCCCAUUGGACUACUAUUGCCAGAAAAGGGCACACAAAGGUGCCCAUUGGACCACAAAGGUUUGAAAUCAAUCUUGCGGACAUUUUGGCAAGAGCGAAAGGUGAUGCUUUCGUACAUGGACAGUAGCAAGUCUUUCCCGAAUGGUCUCUUAUAUGCAAGAAAGGUGUAUGCCCUGCCGGUUGUAGAGUUGGUCUAGGUGAAUGUUGCAAGGUCCAGGGGUCGGUCCAGGUCUGGAACCGGGAGUGUGGCCUUGGUGAUGGCAAGGAAUUGGGUCUGGUUUGUGGUGUCUUGGGUUGUUCCCAAGAGAUAACAAAGAGUGAGGUCAGGUGUCCUUGCUAGCACGUGCAGCUGCACCUGCAGCUCCAGGAGUUGGGUCUAAAUAGGUCAGGUGUCGAGCCUGGAAACGGGCCUGGAUGAGCGAAAUAGCUAUACAUUCGGGUGUUCGGGCCCGACGCUUACUUAGCUAUCCAUGUGAUUUUUUUAGAAGUACUGGAGUAGCCAUGUACUGAUGGUCUAUUAUAAAAGUGAUUUGAUUCAAGGGCACGGUGGUAUCGAACGACCCGAGAGGAAACCUCUACCGUACUUCUGUCGGAGCUACAAUACAGUGCAGCAGUACAACAACUUGGGACGCUUUGAGCUAUGCAUAGCUAGUGCACCGUCCAGGCCAUGGAACUAUCGGUAUUCUAUUGCGUGGUCUGCAUGCUACAGUGUAGCAUGAGCAGCGCUGCUCUUGUAUUUUAAUAGCGCUUUGGAGCUUUCCUACCGGUACCGGUGUACCGGUACAUGGACUCCUAAUAUUAAAAUAACAUCUCCGUGCAAAUUAUUUGUGACUGGUAGCUAUUUUUGUGUCACGCUAAAAAGACAUCAAUCGGCCGCAGCAGUCCUGUGUUGUUAAAUAACGGCCACUUUUGGGCUUUGGGGUUGAAUCUCGGGAAGCCUUCUGUGCAUGCCGCUGCCAAUCAAGGCGAAA